This is a messenger RNA of Necator americanus (New World hookworm), 534 nucleotides long. RefSeq lists its product as uncharacterized. The transcript has 6 exons. The record is from RefSeq and is a predicted model, not a curated record. Lineage: Eukaryota; Metazoa; Nematoda; Chromadorea; Rhabditida; Ancylostomatidae. Bases 1 to 534 code for a protein of 177 amino acids.
AUGCUCGGCAGUGUAUUCUUAUACCGAAUGCCCUGCCCUUCUAUCAGGCUUGACACCAGAUGUCCGUUACUAUAUACAGAAGGAAGUUUACAGCCAGUUCACCCCAUGGUGCUUCUGUUCAUGUGCAAUGUUGUGCAAUAUAAGACUUUCGUCAAACGGAUUACACCGAACUGGCUAUCAUGGCUGCUGUCUGCUAGGAGACUUUCGAGGGGCAAUGUUGGAGAAUUGAUACCGUACUCUCCACCGGAAAACUCUUCCAAUUACCUGGAUUACGACUGUCAAAUGGAGCUCAAACUUAAGGGUAAAGGCUCAUUGCUUACUAAUUUCGUCACCAGUUUGUUUACAAGAAAACCUGAUGUUCACGUAGAACACGAAAGUGAGAACGAUCCGUUCGACGCUCAAACAUUUGCAUUUGAAGCCGCCAGCAGAUGGGCAUUCGAAAAAUACGACAAGAUAAAAGACCUAAAGAGGUUUGGUUGCAACUAUCAAGUCAGCGGCAAGAAGCAUCAUAUAGCAUGUGACUUCGCUAAAUAA